AUGGCGACGCCGCUGAACCGAAAGAGACAGCACGCAGACGACGGCGCGCAAGGCGACCAUCCGUGCAAGAAGAUCAAGUCGGGAAGAAGCCACCACCGUGCUUCCAACUUCUCACCGGAAUUCUGGGACAACCUGUCCAAGGUCUGGCUGACGCCGCGCGCCCUGCGUGAACUCGACCGGCGAAACGAUAUUCGACCCCGAGACCGAACACCAACCGAAGAAGUUCUCUCCAGUGGCAUUGCCCGCUUCGCGAGACGCGGCGGUCCUGAUCUUCGGCAUCUUCGAGGGUGCCCAGAGCCAAAGCAUAACGAAAUGUCUGCUCACCGGUCCUCCACAUCCUCCCGGCCCAGUCGAAACACGCAGACCACCAACGCGACGAGUCUCUCCUCAAAGACCAGGAGAUCAUCAGCAUACGACGAUGCUUUCGAACAGCAUCUCCACGACAGUGGUAUCUAUAUGGAGGGCUAUGAGCAUGCAGGUGGGGUAACGCGAGAACCCGACAACUUGUGCCAAAUUCAGCAGGGAUUAUUAGUCCCGAGAGCCUCACUAUCACCAUCGCGCAUUCCUGAUUCGCUAUUUCGCGAGUUCACCAAGAAAAAUAGAACCAAGUCGGAGGGUACAGUGAUGCGUAACGUCAUCCCGAUAAUCGCUGGCAAUGCGGACAUCCCGAACGAGGGUCACCUUCCGUUCACCAACUUCGAGUCGCUAACCAACGAGACCACUGUCAAGUUGGUACCAGACUAUUUCGACGGGGCUCAAGUGAAAGAUAUCCAUUCCCAAGUGAGGCAGGAUCUCAGCCGAACGAUCAUACCUACGAAACAUGCAGAUGUCCCGGUGGCACCGAAUUUCUUCCUCGAGGCCAAAGCCCCAAGAGGGGGCGCCGACGUCGCCCUACGACAGGCUUGCCAUGACGGCGCAUAUGGAGCUCACGCCAUGCAUAGCCUGCAGAAUUAUGGCAAUGACGAGCCGGUCUACGACAAUAAUGCACACACAUUCAGCUCGAAAUAUCAUGAUGGUACCCUCAAGCUGUACACUCACCACCCAACAGCACCGACCACUCCAGGGGGCCGGCCCGAGUACCACAUGACUCAAGUCAAGGCCUUUGCAAUGACGAGUGACCGGAACACCUUUGUUGGCGGGGCCACCGCGUUCAGGAAUGCGAGGGAUAUGGCAAGCGGGUACCGUAAUGAAUUCAUUGCGGCUGCCAACAGCCGAGCGGAGCAGUCUCAUCUACUUGCACAAACCGACGCAAGUCCAGCCAUAGCCAACGCUGCGUACACAUCUCAAACCGCUCAUGACAACCUUCAGCAAGACAUUUUCAAUCAGAGCAUUGAUUUCACCGCUCUUCCACCAUAUCUCGACACGGAUGACGACUCCCAAUAUCCCAUUCAGGAGCCUGCAGCACUAGAUGGCGACCCGUCCACAAGUUUCAUAACGAGCUUUACUUCUGGUUUUAGCAGCACAGACCCCACCUCGAAGCGCCCGAGGCAGUCGCACAGCCCGCCAUCUAGUGUUGCUGAGACAUCCUCAGCUAAAAGUCGAUCGCGUCCUAGCACAAGAUCACAAACGAAGUCUCACUGGGUAGAGACAUACCGACGAAAUGGGAAACUCUGCUUUAAGAAUCUACAUAAUCAAGAAAUUGAGACCAGGUUAAGGGAGUGGAAGGAGCAGGAUGCUGACGGUACUUCAUGUUUCUACUGGAAGAGCCCCAAGUCUGGUCGGGUAUUUUGGACAUCCAAGUUGGCGUAG
Anthostomella pinea is the source of this 1749-nucleotide messenger RNA. The record is from the annotation of a GenBank genome assembly. NCBI's taxonomy places the organism in Eukaryota, Fungi, Ascomycota, Sordariomycetes, Xylariales, Xylariaceae.